This is a messenger RNA of Vanessa tameamea, 1736 nucleotides long. RefSeq names its product UDP-glycosyltransferase UGT5-like (gene UGT46A2). The coding region runs from base 61 to 1647 and encodes 528 amino acids. Lineage: Eukaryota; Metazoa; Arthropoda; Insecta; Lepidoptera; Nymphalidae. Gene Ontology annotation, molecular function: UDP-glycosyltransferase activity. The record is from RefSeq and is a predicted model, not a curated record. The transcript has 4 exons.
GAUCGGUAAUAAUAUCGUCGCAGUGUUACAUGUGACGCGGAGUAGGGAAGAUCGUGCGCAAUGCGUCCCCCACUUAUUUAUUACGUUGUGUUUUUCACGCUUUCGAGCUAUGCUGUACAUGGAGCUCGUAUUCUCGGACUAUUUCCUCACACCGGCAAAAGUCAUCAGAUGGUCUUCGAACCUCUUCUGCGAAAACUCGCUGAAAGGGGACAUCAUGUCACAGUGGCUUCAUUUUUCCCUCUCAAAAACCCUCCGGCUAACUACACGGACGUCAGUUUUGAAGGUAUCGCUGGUGUUGGCAUAGAGACCUUCGACUUAAAUUGGUACGAAAAUCCCAGUUUGGUCCAACGGAUACCCAUAGUCGGUAGUGUCGUAAAGCAAAUAAACGAAUUUAAUCCACUAGCCGGUAUGGCGAUACACGUGUGCAGCAAGGUCGUCGAUUGGCCACCACUUAAAGAAGCCCUGAGUAAGGAAUAUGAUCUAGUAUUGUUGGAAAAUUUUAAUAGUGACUGUAUGUUAGGCCUUUUGCAUGUCUAUGGGAUAAAGGCACCUGUUGUUGCAUUGUUAUCAUGCACUUUGAUGCCAUGGUCGGCGUAUCGCAUUGGAAUUACGGAUAACCCUUCAUACAUUCCUAUAGUUAGCACGGCGUUUAAUUCGCAAAUGACAUUACUGGAGCGAAUGGAGAAUACGUUUCUGAAGAUUUAUUACAAACUGUGGUUCAAUCACAAGAUUCAACUGAAAGAGCAAGCUAUAAUAGAAAAACAAUUUGGAAGAAAGAUUCCUGAAUUAAGUGAACUUAGCAAAAAUGUGACUUUAAUGUUGACGAAUACUCAUCACGCCUUAAACGGCCCGAGGCCUCUUCUGCCUGGACUGGUAGAGGUUGGUGGUAUGCAUUUAGACCCAACGAGGAAAGUCAUACCAGAGCACAUUGAGAAAUUCCUGAACGAUUCCGAAAAUGGCGUGGUGUUGUUUAGUUUCGGAUCUUUAAUAAAGACUGCCAGUAUGCCGAAGUACAAGGAAGAGAUUUUCAUCAACGCUUUAUCUAAGUUAAAACAAAGAGUUAUUUGGAAAUACGAAGACAGUGCAGAAAAUGGAACGCUCGUCGGUAACAUAUUGAAAGUUAGAUGGCUUCCUCAAUAUGAACUAUUACGACACAAUAAAGUCGUCGCAUUUAUUGCUCAUGGAGGCUUACUGGGCAUGACGGAGGCAGUGUCAGCCGGCAAACCUAUGGUCGUGAUUCCGUUCUUUGGUGACCAGCCCGGUAAUGGUGCCUCCGCUAUGGCUGCUGGCUUCGCCAAAGUUGUAUCCUAUAUGGAUCUCACAGAGCAAGAGCUGAGCGAAGCUUUGCAAAGCGUUUUAAGUGCUGAAAGACGUCUUAACGCACGUCGCGUAUCAAAUAUGUGGCAUGACAGAGAGUCAGCGCCUUUGGACACGGCCGUGUUCUGGACGGAACGCGUUAUCCGGUGGGGUCAUACGGGGAAACUCCACUCAUCGGCUAAGAAUAUGCCCUUCUACGAAUACGCAUUACUGGACGUAGCUGCGGCGUAUACGUUAAUUUUAAUAGUAAUAAUAACAGUAAUAUAUUAUAUUUUAUUAAAGAUAUCUCUAUUAUUUGUAACUAGAGAGGGUAAACAAAAGACACAUUAGAAUUAAAAUAAUGGCUAGAAUAGACAAUUUAGAAAAUAUUUUAUUAGAUACCUAGAACCACAGAGUAUAUGUAGAGUUCUCUGUAAUGU